UGAGGCAUAUUUUGAUUUCAAGUGGUUUGUUAUUGAUUGCAACAUGGCUAAGACCAUAAAUACCGUUACGCUGCUAGGCUUAUUCAUUUGCUGUGCCCUGGUUACGUCCGUUUAUGGUGGCAACGAUUAUUUGUGGGGUGAGAUUGGGCCCAAUGACUAUCAUCUGGCCAAGGACACCGUCUCGAAGGCCUUCUUUGUCGGCCUGGUGCAGACGAAGAAAUAUGUCUUCAAGCAGAAGAAUGACCUCAAUGCUUUGACAAUCACGGCCAUUAAAGUCACCGAUAAGAAGAAGAGCAAUGGUGCCACAGCCGUUUUAACCUCCGGCGGACCUGGAUCCAAGGGUGCCACCAUUGUGUUCACUUCGGAACGUGGCUCUGGCAUCAAGGAUCUUGUCGAGAUUUGGGGACGAUAAGCAUGCAUAUAAAUAUCCUAUAUACAUAUAUAUAUAUAUAUAUCUUCUUGGCUAUCUAGUAAGCCUAAAAGUAUACCAUAGAGCGAAAAAAAAAAUACAUUUGUGUGCUAUAAACGACAAUAGACAAAUUUAAAGUAAUUCCUUUGAGAAAAUUAUUUCUUUACAAUCACAACAAAAGCUAACGACUUUUUUAGUAAAUACAUACAUUGCAUAUCAAUCAGACUAUAUUAGAAAAUUGUAAAUUGACAAUUUAAAUGUAUCUUUCAUCAGUCUAUAACCUGAAGAAGUUAUUCCUACAUAUAAAAAAUAGCAAUUCAAAUAACUCAUUUCAUAGUUGUGCGAUCCACAAGAGAAAACUUUCUCAAUCCAAGAUUGAUUGAUUAUUGAUUUAAGAUUUUUCCCCCCAGAUUAACCCAGACCAAAGAGAAUAUUAUAUUUUACAUUAUGAAAUUAAGAAUUUGAAAUUAGUAUUGAUCAAACUACAACACGAAGAAUGCGUUCUUAAAAAUAAGAAAAAAGAAAUAAAAGAAACUUACUGAAAUGAGA
Messenger RNA from Drosophila grimshawi, 958 nucleotides. Its product is annotated as probable salivary secreted peptide. Bases 44 to 412 code for a protein of 122 amino acids. The record is from RefSeq and is a predicted model, not a curated record. The transcript is spliced from 2 exons. Lineage: Eukaryota; Metazoa; Arthropoda; Insecta; Diptera; Drosophilidae.